CGCUACGACACGCGCAACGUGGCCGUGUUGUCCAUGGCCGUCGUGGCUCAGGACGUGCCGGACACGCCACCGCGGUUCCUGGACGUUCCGCCUGUGGUCACGGUCUCGGACUCGGCGCCACCCGGCACAAGCGUCCUGAAGCUAACAGCAGUCGACGGCGACUACGGCAAUCCCAGAAACCUGACCUAUCUCCUCGACAAAGAGAACCCUUGGUCUAGCCACUUCGGCGUCAACCCGCAGACCGGCGAAGUGAAGACGACUCGACCGAUAUCGGAGCUGGCCGACAAGUACGGAGGCACGGCUGUAUACAUCCUCAAAGUCAUGGCAGGCAAGCCAGAUGGUGCGAUGGAAGCCGAGUAUGGUGUCUUAUAUGUGUCCUAA
This is a messenger RNA of Dermacentor silvarum, 381 nucleotides long. Its product is annotated as cadherin-7-like. Lineage: Eukaryota; Metazoa; Arthropoda; Arachnida; Ixodida; Ixodidae. The record is from RefSeq and is a predicted model, not a curated record. Gene Ontology annotation, cellular component: membrane. Gene Ontology annotation, molecular function: calcium ion binding. The transcript has 4 exons. Gene Ontology annotation, biological process: homophilic cell-cell adhesion. The coding region runs from base 34 to 381 and encodes 115 amino acids.